CGUAUUAACGCAAAAGCACACAUUCUUGGUGCAUACAGAUUGCUAGCUUGCUAUAGUAUUUAGUGAAGUUUGCAGGGAUAGCCUUGAAAUUACAAUGUUUGUUUUCGCUUGUUUUGGCAAGCUCGCUAGUUAGCUAGCAAGCUAUACAGUUGGUCUUUAUUAUGGACCAACAGAUCAGUGAUCUCGUUCUCCAACAAAACCAAAGCGUGUCCUUUACUGAUGUACCAUUAAUGGCCAUUUAGGUUAAUUUUGUUAGGAAAGUAUUCAUGAAGCGAUGAGAUGCUUUAUCAGACAUCUGGCUAGCUACAAAAAGUUGCUAAUUUAGCCAGCUAGCUAGUGUAGUAGGGUGGCUGAUUGUUCCGUGCUCUUUGUUAGCUGGCUAUAGCCAAGCUACCUGUCAUUUCUUCAUUGUUUUUGGAUUGCACCAAUGUCCUGUACCAGGAUUCAUACUUUACAAGUUAAGCUAACAUAAAUGUCCAUUUUAUCGGUUUUGCUAAAGCUAGCUACCUGGUUAGCCGUACAAAUGGACAAAUCCGCGCUGUGUUGAUCGAUGUUUUCGAUUUUCGAAUUGUAAUGAAUAUACUUUAUAGUAACUGGCGUUGCAUUAAUGCGAGUGAUCCGAAAGUUGUGUUUGCAGUUUCGUGGCGGCAUAUCGGUUCAUCGUGAGCGUUUCACCCAAGAAGAGAGUACUUUUAUCCAACUCUCACUGGAAAUGAAGGGGCAACAGAAAAGCCCAGAUCAUGAUGGGAAUGGUCCUGUUAUUGAAGAGGGAGCUGUUGCCACUGCUGAAGACCCAUCAGCCAUUGCUACUAUCCAGUCAGCAACUACUUUCUCUUCGGAGCAACCAAUCAAAUACCUGUUCAAGACUGAGGGAGCUGGGGGGCAGACUGUAAAGGAGCUGAACCCUCCCACUACACAGGUGACGUACCGGGUGAUCCAGGUGUCAGACGGACAGCUGGAGGGCCAGGCAGACGGAGCCACAGCCGUCAGCGUGGUGACGGGAUUCCCCGCGUCCACACAACCCGUCACCCAGGCUGUGUUUUCCCAGUCUGAUGGCCUGGAGGGAGAUGGCUCCGAGACUCACUACACCUACUACCCUGCCACCAUAUCGGAUGCCGCGCCUGGCGCCAUGGUUACCAGCGUACAGGCCCCUGACACCCUGCUCAGUCAAAACACACCCACAGGGCAGUUGUACGUGAUGAUGUCUCCUCAGGAUGUUCUGGCCGGAUCCAGUCAGAGGUCCAUUGCUCCCGGCACACAGACUUACAGCACUAAAUCGGAUACCCCACGGACCUCUCGAGAUGACAAAAGGCGGGCCCAGCACAAUGAAGUUGAACGCAGGCGGCGAGACAAGAUAAAUAACUGGAUCGUCCAGCUGUCCAAGACCAUUCCGGACUGCACCAUGGACUCCACCAAGACGGGGCAGAGCAAAGGGGGCAUCCUGUCCAAGGCCUGCGACUACAUCCAGGAGCUGCGGCAGAGCAACGGCAGGCUGGUGGACGAGCUCAACACGCUGGAGAGGCUAAGGAUGGACAACCAGCUGCUGCGACAAGAGGUAGAGGACUGGAAAUCCAAGAACCAGAUUCUGAGGAACCAGCUACGACAGCAUGGCAUUGUGGGAGUGGCGAGUACAGACUCGCAGUGAGGGCAUUAGUGAAGCAGGAAGUGGAGGGAAAGAGAGAGAGAAGGAUGGUGCUGAGACAGUGGCAAGCAUCGGCUCGUCAGAAUGGACGAUGAGUUCCAGAAAGGGAUCCUCCGGCCAGUGGCAGUACUGGAUCCGCCAUGUAGAUUAUAAUAUACUCAAUAUUUUUUUAUGUGUUACUCGAGACGCCACUUUGCUUCAAUAGGUAUGAAACAACUUUAGCAAAUGUAUGCCCUUUUUAGGUCCUGAGAAGACUCACAAAACUGAAGUAAAAUUAUUUUAUUUUUUUUCCUGUGUGUAUUUAAUUUUUUCCUUUCUCAUACCGUUCAUGAACAUUGUAAACUUUUUGGUACUGCCUGACCUUUUCUAAAGAUGUUCACUCCAGGACCUGUGUUGUCAGUGUGGUCUUUGUCGGUUUUUAUCAGUCGAAUAGGGUGGGUGGGGUGGGGGUUCUGUCCAAUCAUUUCUCUUUGCGUUGGCUAGAGAUGAUUCUCAAUCUUCUUUGAGCCCUAGUUUUAGUGGAGCCAGUGAAAAGGUAAAGCAUGACUCCUCUUCCAGCCAAUGAAUAAAUACGAGUUAAAAGCCAUGAUUAGUGCCUGAGAGAUCCCCGGGCAGGUCAGAGGUCCUCCUGGAUAUGAAGAGACUGUUUAAGGCAGGCAUGAUGGACUUUGAGGGCCAUGAGAUGUGCAGAAACUAUGAUAACUGUAGACUUACACCUAUUGUCCCUAAAUGCUAUUGAGGUCUCUGCAGGUGAAUUUAGUGGUCCGUCUAAGCUACAGAAAUAUUGAGUGCCAUGCUAUUUAUGUGGCAUUUCUCAUGUUUUCUGUUGCUUUUUUAAUGUUCUGGGUUCCAUUUUUUAUGUACUGCACCCACAGCAAAGCUAAAUAAAUGUAUGUGCCAGUCCUUGGUUAA
This is a messenger RNA of Anguilla rostrata (American eel), 2554 nucleotides long. RefSeq names its product upstream stimulatory factor 1-like. The record is from RefSeq and is a predicted model, not a curated record. Gene Ontology annotation, molecular function: RNA polymerase II cis-regulatory region sequence-specific DNA binding; DNA-binding transcription factor activity, RNA polymerase II-specific; protein dimerization activity. NCBI's taxonomy places the organism in Eukaryota, Metazoa, Chordata, Actinopteri, Anguilliformes, Anguillidae. Gene Ontology annotation, biological process: regulation of transcription by RNA polymerase II.